GCCCGGACGCCUGAGCGGGACGGACGGGCCGGCGGCGCUUCCGGCGAGCGGCGUGCGGGGCCUGGGCAGCCGGACGGGCCGGGCCCGGCCCCGCCAUGGGCAUCCUGGAGAAGAUCUCGGAGAUCGAGAAGGAGAUCGCCCGCACGCAGAAAAACAAAGCCACUGAGUACCACCUCGGCCUGCUGAAGGCAAAGCUUGCAAAAUACAGAGCUCAGUUGCUAGAACCUUCCAAAUCCUCAGCCGCUAAAGGAGAAGGCUUUGAUGUGAUGAAAUCUGGAGAUGCCCGGGUGGCGCUGAUCGGUUUUCCUUCCGUGGGUAAGUCCACGUUCUUGAGUUUAAUGACCUCAACUGCCAGCGAAGCUGCGUCUUACGAGUUCACAACCCUGACAUGUAUCCCGGGCGUCAUAGAAUACAAAGGAGCCAACAUUCAGCUGCUGGAUCUGCCUGGAAUCAUCGAAGGAGCAGCACAAGGGAAGGGCAGAGGCCGGCAGGUUAUCGCUGUGGCCAGGACAGCAGAUGUUGUCAUUAUGAUGCUGGAUGCCACAAAGGGUGAAGUACAGAGGGCCCUGCUGGAGAAAGAACUGGAAUCUGUAGGAAUCCGGCUGAACAAAAGCAAACCAAAUAUCUACUUCAAGCCGAAGAAGGGUGGAGGUAUCUCCUUCAACUCAACCGUCACGUUGACUCAGUGCUCUGAGAAGCUGGUGCAGCUCAUACUCCAUGAAUACAAAAUCUUCAACGCCGAGGUCCUUUUCAGAGAGGAUUGUUCCCCUGACGAGUUCAUUGAUGUGAUUGUAGGCAACAGGGUCUACAUGCCGUGCCUCUAUGUUUAUAACAAGAUUGACCAGAUAUCUAUGGAGGAAGUGGAUCGUCUUGCUCGGAGACCCCACAGUGUUGUAAUCAGCAGCAGUAAACAUGGAGAUGUUCCUGGUGUUUUGCAGCUGUGGCAUGAAGCUGAACCUGGAUUACUUGCUGGAGAAGCUCUGGGAAUACCUGGCGCUUACCUGCAUCUACACCAAGAAGCGAGGACAGAGACCAGACUUUACAGAUGCCAUCAUUCUACGGAAAGGGGCCUCUGUGGAGCACGUGUGCCAUCGGAUUCACAGAUCAUUAGCCAGCCAGUUCAAAUAUGCCUUGGUGUGGGGGACAAGCACAAAAUACAGCCCUCAAAGGGUGGGCUUAACCCAUAUGAUGGAGCAUGAAGAUGUCAUUCAGAUCGUAAAGAAGUAACCGUCUUUGCUGGUGCCUGGCCUUGUCUUUCGUCACUAGAAUUGGAACUGACCACGUAAAAGCAAAACAAAACAAAACAAAAAUAAAAAAAAGAAAAAGGGAGAUGUGUUCUACAGCCAGGAAAGCUUCUGUGAAGCUUCUUCUCUUGGAGAAAGGCAGAAAAUGAGGCUGCUGUGCUUGCAGGUGGGGAGGGGAAAGAUGGGUUUCCAUCUUGCAGCAUUUUGGGUAAUGUUUCUUAAUAGGAAAAAAAAAGCAAGCCAGUUCUAGGACACAGUUCUCCCAGCCAGCAAUGUCCUGCCCCAGUAGGAUUUGCACAUGGAUCCAUGUGUUAAUCCACCAGUGGCUUAACGAGUGGGAAGUUUCUGGGUUUGUGCUUUGGCACAGGGAAGCCAGGGCUGAGAGAACAUUCCCGAGGCUUUGCUGCGUAUCUGUUCACUUGAUUUAAGCCUUGAUCUGAAACAGAAACAACGUUCUCCCUCCCCUGCUUACUGGACACGUUGUCUCUGCAGCUUUCACCGUCGGAGACUUCAGUCUCUGCGUCUGAGACAACCCCUCUGAAUUUAUAAUGGUCCCACCUCAAUGAAUGUUAAACCCUGGCGCCCUGUGCCUCUCCUUAGCUCUGCAGUAGGUUUGUAGGACAACCUGGUCCGACUGGCACUGAGAAAUGAAACUUUCUUAAUGAAUGAUUCAUCUGGCCACACUGCAGCAGGGUACGAUGGAGGAGCCAGAGGCUGCAGUGAGGAUUCACUUCUGGCGUAUCGCUUGUCGAGGAGCUCCCUUGGGAGUUUCCUCUUUUUCUCUUGUCCUGCCUGUUAGUCCCCGAGAGCGUUUCUGGGGAUCUGCCUCUUUCUCAGUCAUGCCCCUAAAUUCCAGUAACCGCUGCAAGUACCAUCCCACGUUGUGGGUUUUACCCAGCCCUGUUAAACAUUGUUGCUUGUCUGGGUAUUUUUCAUCAGAAAUCUGGGAUUUUUCAUUGAAUACUGACAUUAAAUGAUUCAGAGUGCCUGAUAGAGAACAGCUCUUUCCUUCUGGGAUCAAGAGUUGCCGAUAGCUUUUAUUUUCUUUCAUUGAAAAAGGCUUUGGUCUGAUGUGGAUUCUGAACUGUGAGGACAGGUCUGAUGGCAAACUUGUCUGAGCAGAGCUCCUUCCCUCCUGCGUGCUCCUCCCCACCCCUCCCAAACCCAUCGAGUAGAAAUGGAAGGAUUAUUUUAUUUGAGAAAAUAAAAGUUGCUAUUUCAUGUGAA
Columba livia (rock pigeon) is the source of this 2471-nucleotide messenger RNA. RefSeq names its product developmentally regulated GTP binding protein 2 (gene DRG2). Gene Ontology annotation, biological process: cytoplasmic translation. The record is from RefSeq and is a predicted model, not a curated record. The transcript has 13 exons. Gene Ontology annotation, molecular function: GTP binding; GTPase activity. Lineage: Eukaryota; Metazoa; Chordata; Aves; Columbiformes; Columbidae. Bases 96 to 1199 code for a protein of 367 amino acids. Gene Ontology annotation, cellular component: cytoplasm.